AUGUCGAGAUGUUCACUCUUUCAUUCGCUGCUGCUACUUGUAAGCUUUGCUCUUUCAUUUCAAGUCCAUGCUCAAGACCCAUCAGGUUUCAUUAGCUUAGAUUGCGGAUUGUCAGAGGAUUUAAGCUAUACUGAUUCCACAACAGACAUAUAUUACAUUUCGGAUGAAUCUUACAUUCAAACCGGAAUAACUAAGCGUAUAUCAUCAGAAUAUUCGAAGGUGUAUCAGCAGAUGUACUGGACAGUUCGAAGUUUUCCCCAAGGAGAUCAAAACUGUUAUAACUUUACCUUGAGGAAGGGAGACAAGUACAUAAUCAGAGUAAGUUUCUUGUAUGGAAACUACGAUGGGAAAAACACAGUGCCACAAUUUGAUAUCCGUUUAGGACCUAAUUUAUGGGCAACGGUUAAUUUAGACAACACUUCUCGUUCCUGGGAGAUCAUUCAUGUUCUUCAAUCAAAGUAUUUGUAUGUUUGUUUCGUUAAUACUGGGAAUGGGGUGCCUUUCGUAUCAGUAUUAGAGUUGAGGCUUUUGACAAAUACUACACUUUAUACAAGUCAGUUUCAAACUGAAUCACUUUCACUUUGGAGAAGACUUGAUGUUGGUCUGCCAUCUGAUGGUUUCCUCAGGUUUAAAGAAGAUGGUUAUGAUCGCAUGUGGUGGCCUUAUCAAAGAGAUGAUUGGAGGGUAUUGAAUACUUCUAUCAACAUGGAAACCAAUAACGUCUACCAGCCACCAUUGGUGGUCAUGGAAACUGCCGGUACACCAGCAGAUGUUGGUCAGCCGAUGAAUAUCAGUGUUCCAAUUGACCGGUUUUAUGUGUACAUGCACUUUGCUGAAAUUGAAGUUCUCAAUAACAGCAUUGAAUCCAGAGAGUUCGACGUGUAUAUAAAUGGGCAGAAAUUUUAUGGAGGUUUUCGUCCUGCAUAUUUGCAAGUAUUCAGCUUAUACAGCGACUCAGCCCUAAGUAGUGGUGAGAUUUCAAUCCAAAGAACCAGUAAUUCAACCCUUCCGCCCAUCCUUAAUGCCAUUGAAAUUUAUGAAGUGAAAAACUUCUUACAGUCUCAAACAAAUGAAAAAGAUGUUGAUGCUAUUUCGAAUAUAAAAUCCAUUUAUGGAAUAAAGAGAAACUGGCAGGGAGAUCCAUGUGCGCCUCAAAAAUUCUUGUGGGAAGGACUUAAUUGCAGCUACGAUACUAAUCCUCCAAGAAUCAUAUCUUUGAAUUUGUCAUCUAGUAAUUUGAAUGGAGAGAUACCUAAUGUUACAGCCAAUCUCUCUCAAUUACAGCAACUGGACUUAUCCAACAACCGUUUGACUGGACCAGUGCCUGAAUUCCUGGCUAACCUGCAAUUCUUGACUCUGCUAAAUUUGAGUAGAAACAUGUUUAAUGGUUCAGUUCCUGCAAAACUCAUGGAAAGGGCAAACCGGGAUCUGCUAGAUUUAAUCAUGGAUGAAGAUACAAGUCCUAUUUGUGCACCCGACUCAUGCAAUAACAACAAUGACGACGACAAAAUUGUCCCUAUUGUAGCAUCAGUUGCAUCCAUAGUUUUGGUCCUAAUAAUUACUUUGGCCGUAUUAUGGAAGCUUAAAAGAAGAAAACAGCCUGUUUCUUCAACGGAGAAGACUGAUGUCGAGGAUUCCGGAAAAACAAACCAGUACUUGCAGGGUUCACCAAAGAACCGACAGUUCAGCCAUGCUCAGGUCCAAAGGAUGACGAACAAUUUUGAAACAGUGUUAGGUGAAGGAGGAUUUGGAAAAGUUUUUCUGGGCUAUUUAGGUGAGACCAAAGUAGCAGUGAAGAUGCUUUCACCAUCAUCCGUUCAAGGGUAUAAGCAGUUUCAAGCUGAGGUGGAAGUUCUAUUGAGAGUUCACCAUAGAAAUUUGACGAUGCUUAUCGGAUACUGCGAUGAUGGCAGCAACUUGGCGCUAAUCUAUGAGUACAUGGCCGAAGGAAACUUAGCAGAGCAUCUCAAAGGUUGGAAAGCAUCGAGAGACAGAGGUGUUUUGAAUUGGAAAGUAAGACUUGGCAUAGCCAUGGAAGCAGCACAAGGACUACUGUAUUUGCACCACGAUUGCACACCGUCUAUAAUCCACAGAGAUGUGAAGUGCACCAACAUAUUGUUAACUGAAAGUCUGCAUGCCAAGCUCUCUGAUUUUGGGUUGUCCAAAGCUUUUCCACUUGAAGGCCACAGUCUCAUUACUGGGGUUGCUGGUACCCCAGGAUACCUUGAUCCCGAGUAUUCUACUUCGAAUAGGUUGACAGAGAAAAGCGAUGUCUAUAGCUUCGGAGUAGUCCUUUUGGAGAUCAUUACGAACCAACAAGUGAUUAUUAAAUCGUAUGACCAGACCACACAUAUAAGCCAAUGGACUAGUUUGAUGUUAUCUAAUGGUGAUAUCAAAACCAUAGUUGAUCCAAGAUUGCAAGGAGAUUUUGACAUUAACUCAAUGAAGAAAGCAGUUGAACUGGCAAUGGCCUGCGUAUCUCAAACUUCGAUGAAAAGGCCAUCAAUCAACUACGUUGUGGCGGAGAUAAGCGAGUGUUUGUCGACUGAGAUUGAAAGGAAUCAACAGCACAACAUUCAAUUUGCUCCAGCUGUAAGGAAAUCCCUCGCCUAGGCAGACGGGAUUAUGCAAAAUAUAUUAGCAUAACCUAUUUA
Molecule: messenger RNA, 2654 nt
Organism: Hibiscus syriacus
Lineage: Eukaryota; Viridiplantae; Streptophyta; Magnoliopsida; Malvales; Malvaceae
Product: LRR receptor-like serine/threonine-protein kinase IOS1
Exons: 13
Coding region: 1-2613 (870 amino acids)
Biological process (GO): protein phosphorylation
Molecular function (GO): protein kinase activity; ATP binding; protein binding
Source: RefSeq, a predicted model, not a curated record